Molecule: messenger RNA, 1344 nt
Organism: Sugiyamaella lignohabitans
Lineage: Eukaryota; Fungi; Ascomycota; Dipodascomycetes; Dipodascales; Trichomonascaceae
Gene: MAL31
Product: Mal31p
Exons: 1
Coding region: 1-1344 (447 amino acids)
Biological process (GO): transmembrane transport; carbohydrate transport
Cellular component (GO): membrane
Molecular function (GO): carbohydrate:proton symporter activity
Source: RefSeq, a predicted model, not a curated record
AUGAGUCCUGAUACUGAGAAAACCCACCAUGUUGUGGAUGAACAGGAUGUGGGGUCUAUUUCUUCCAUCAAGGCAGUCAACGUGAUUCUGGAAAACACUAAAGAGUUGCUUGAGGAAGAGCGCCAGUUGGGCGUUAUUGAUGCUAUGAAGCAGUAUCCAAAGGCUAUGUUCUGGUCUGUCUUCUUCAGUGUGGCAGUUAUUAUGACUGGUUACGAUGCUCAGUUAGUGACAUCGUUUUAUGCUAUGCCUUCUUUUAUCGCAAAGUACGGGCAGUAUUAUAAUGGUAAUAAGGAGAUUUCAGCUGCCUGGCAGAGUGGUCUUGGAAUGGGCAACCCUAUUGGACAGUUACUGGGAUCUCUUGUAGUUGCUUGGCCUAGUGAAAAAUGGGGUAGAAAAAGGGUAUUGAUUGUUUGCAAUUUGCUUAUUGCUGCCUUGAUCUUUAUGCAAUUUUUUGCCAAUAACAUCCAGGUUCUAUGUGUUGGAGAGAUUCUUGCUGGAUUAUUGUGGGGAUGCUUUGUAGUUAUUGCACCCAGUUAUGCAUCUGAAGUCAGUCCUUUGGCACUUCGUGGUAUUUUGACUGCAUUCAUUAAUAUGGCAUUUGUUAUUGGCCAAUUUGUGGCUCAAGGUGUAGCCGCUGGUUUAGAGAGCCGAACUGAUAAAUGGGCUUAUAAGGCACCAUUUGCAAUUCAAUGGAUCUGGUGUUUGAUCUUGUUUGUUGGUCUACCGUUUGCUCCAGAGUCUCCUUGGUACUUGGUUCGUAAGGGGAGACGAGACGAAGCAAAGAAAGCUCUUCAAAGAUUGGCAUGGGACAAGGCCGGUGAUGGGGUUAGUUUGGAGAAGACUCUUAAUGUCAUUGAGCAAACAGAUCUUCUUGAAAGAGAACUGCACACUUCUUCGACCUAUAUGGACUGUUUCAAGGGCAGCAACUUGAGAAGAACUGAAAUCUGCUGCAUGGUCUAUCUUAUCCAAGUCAUUUGUGGUAAUCCAUUGAUGGGAUACUGCAACUAUUUCUUUAUCCAGGCAGGUCUAGAUAACCAGAAGGCAUUUUAUAUGGGUGUAGGAACUACAGCCAUUGGUUUUGUUGGAACUGCUCUUACCUGGGUAGUACUUAGUUACGCAGGACGUCGUACUAUUUUCAACUACGGGCUUUCUGUUAUGACUCUGCUUUUAUUUAUCAUUGCCAUUCUUGACUGUGCACCCUCAUAUUCCAGUAACCUUGGAUUCUCUUGGGCCCAAGCUAGUUUGCUCGAUGUGUGGACUUUUCUGUAUCAACUCACAGUUGGUCCCUUGACAUUCGUUAUCAUUGGUGAAAUUUCUUCAACUAAACUAGUAAGUAUCCUGUAG